This is a messenger RNA of Oncorhynchus kisutch (coho salmon), 2804 nucleotides long. Its product is annotated as homeobox protein MSX-2-like. Gene Ontology annotation, molecular function: RNA polymerase II transcription regulatory region sequence-specific DNA binding; DNA-binding transcription factor activity, RNA polymerase II-specific. Gene Ontology annotation, biological process: regulation of transcription by RNA polymerase II; embryonic morphogenesis. Bases 85 to 870 code for a protein of 261 amino acids. The record is from RefSeq and is a predicted model, not a curated record. Gene Ontology annotation, cellular component: nucleus. Lineage: Eukaryota; Metazoa; Chordata; Actinopteri; Salmoniformes; Salmonidae. The transcript is spliced from 2 exons.
CAGGUCGUGUCCCCAUACUUUGAAGGCCACCUGUAGCUGAGACUGAUAGUCUUGUCGGGUGCCAUUGGUACAUAUUUCGGGGGAAUGUCUGCCCAUGUGAGUUUGAGGGAUAGCAGUUCAUCGGAGGAGGACAGCCGACCGGAGCUAGAGAGGACGAUGGAUGGCCUCAAAACUCAAGUGACAAGACACCAUCAUCCCUUCAGUGUGGAGGCUAUAAUGUCGAGUAGAAAGAUUCACAGUGAGUUUACAAGCAAACCCGACAAUGUCUCUGUGGUUACAUUCUCAAAGACGCAGAACUCUCCGUACCUGUGCAGAGAGAGCUACAGCCCUCCCGCGGGAAUCCGAAAGCACUUUAUCCCACUGUCGCCUGUAAAGUCAGAGUCCUCCGAGCCGGAUGAUUGUGCUCCCUGGGUUAUGAGCCCAAGAUUCUCUGCACAAACGCGGCAGGUAAGUCCUACCUGUCCGCUGCGGAAGCACAAGACCAACAGAAAGCCUCGUACUCCCUUCACCACCUCCCAGCUGCUGUCUCUGGAGCGUAAGUUCCGUCAGAAGCAGUACCUGUCUAUUGCUGAGCGGGCCGAGUUCUCCAGCUUUCUGACCUUGACUGAGACCCAGGUCAAGAUUUGGUUCCAGAACCGCCGGGCUAAGGCCAAGAGACUACAGGAGGCCGAGCUGGAGAAGCUCAAAAUGGCUGCCAAACCCGCGCUGCAUCCGGGCUUUACGUUACCCAUGCCCCUGGGAGCACAGCUCCACACAGCCGUCUCCCUCUACGGACAGUCCUACCCCUACCACCGUCCCAUGCUGCCCCUCUCACCUAUGGGGUUGUACGCUACACCUCUGGGAUACAGCAUGUAUCAUCUAUCAGGAUGAUGGAUAGGAAUAUACGCCUCUGCUCGCUGGACUAUUCUGGUCAUAUUAGUCUUUGACACGUGGACAUAACUCUUUUUUAAAAUACUAUCUUUUUCUCCUUGCUAUGAAACAACACUGAAAUUUAGUUGUUGUUUUUUACACCUGAAGAUGCAGCGCCUCAAUCACGAAAGAGCCUUAAAGACUUAAAUGAAUUGUUUUCUGGUGUCUUGUUUUUCUUCUGCUGAUUUGGAUAUCAAGGCCAAAUUAACUAGUGGUUCUGUUUUACGUGAUGUAAUAUAUUCCAAUGCCAAUGUUUAUCCAAUUGCCUCUGAUAUUGACAACAUAUAGUUCAAUUACUUCCAUUCCACUUGUCAUCUAGCUAGCAUAGAAGAUUCAACUAAGGCCCAUAAUUCUGUUCGGUCCCGGGUGGAUCCAAACUUCAGGACUGUCUCAUUUUACCUCUACUUGAUGACAGAUGACAAGUUUGAUUUCUGACUGCUUUCAUCCCAUACCGAAGUCUAAUAAAUUAGUUGUGGGAACUGUUGUCUUUUUUUUUCAUAAACUCAACUAAUUCAAAUGUGUUGCUAUUUUUACGUUAGAUUUGACUGCAGCAACACCACUUCUGUUCUGUCAGGCAUUUGUAGUCUUCGAUUCAUUUGUGUAUACUUAUUUAUUUUGCUUUCACUCUAAACUUUUAAUGUUGGAAAUGAAUUGAUUGAGUGAUUCAUGUUUCGUAUUUAUAACAUGUAGCUCAAAUGUGGCAAAAGUUUAUACUUUUUAAUCUUUCAUCUAAAUGUUCCUUUGGGAGGAGCUAUACUAUGCAGUUUUAUAAAUACUUUUUAAUUUGGUUAUGUAUGUCAUUCACAAGGAUCAAAUUAAAAACGUUUAAAACAUAUGUUUUCUUCUGGAGAUAUUAUGUAAGUCGGAAUAUGUUGUUACGUAUCUACAGCUGUGUUAUCUAAGCCUUUGAAAUUGAACAUGACCUACAUUUUCCACAGACACAGCUGAUGUGUGGUAUGGUAACAUGGUUGAUAAUGUUUAUGUCAAUAUUUGACAACCCUCAACUGUAAGCACAUAAAAGUGAGAUUUCCAGAUAUUAUAAAACUGUUGUAAACCAUAUCAGUGAAUGUCAUUUUAAAACAAUGUUUCAUUAAGUUGUCAUGGAUUUUGCAGUGUUAUGCUUCCAGUACGUAAUAUAAUGAUUUAAUUUCAUGUGAAAUUGUGUUAAUGUCAAUUGAAAUUGAGAAAUGCAAAGCCCCAAACCAUAGCAUCUAAACUAUACCACCUUCCCUCAUCUCAGCCCUUCACAUUCUGAAAACAGUAACUUCAGCAAGAAUCUGUGGAACGAUAAGUAGAGCUGUACCUGUGUCUCAAACACUGUCGUGCGUCAUACUUUUGGGUUAUUUCAAUUACAAAAGUUGUUAAGCUACUAAGAUUUAAACAUGCCAGGUUUUAAGAUGGCAGUAGUAUUAUUUCCCGAGCAGCAUUCUUGGGACUAAUUGACCUUAAUGCUAUUGUUGUUGUUGUUGUUGUUUUUUUGUUGUCAACUGUGUCCAGCUUCUACAACACUUCUGCUUUGUGUGAAACACCAUUGGUUUGGAAAGCCAGAUUGGUCAUGUUUUAUGGUCCUCCUUCCAUCCUUGUUAUAUCAUUCAUCAGGGCCCUAACCCUAUAAAGUUAGCUGCAUUUGUAAGAGCUGCUUACAACUUCCGUGUGACUUUGAUGUAAUGAGGAAAUCAUUUAUAGGCAGCAGUCUAUUUAUGAGCUUCCCUCUAAUCAAAACGAGGCAAGCCCUCGGCACAGUCAAGCAAUCAGCUUAAUGAACAGCAGAUUGGCAGAGAUGUUCGAGGAUCUGUUUGGAAAUGUCAGGUUGAGGCUAUAUUACUUAAGGGAGAAGUUCUUUAUCUAUUGAAACAAUGUUCUAUAUUUGUGCUAAAUAAAUGGUUUCACCGUUA